Molecule: messenger RNA, 2273 nt
Organism: Cimex lectularius (bed bug)
Lineage: Eukaryota; Metazoa; Arthropoda; Insecta; Hemiptera; Cimicidae
Product: nuclear pore complex protein Nup98-Nup96-like
Exons: 3
Coding region: 49-2241 (730 amino acids)
Cellular component (GO): chitin-based extracellular matrix
Molecular function (GO): structural constituent of chitin-based larval cuticle
Source: RefSeq, a predicted model, not a curated record
UCGUGUCUAGUGAAUUCCUCUCCAAUUGAAUUAACUGUGGAUUCUAGCAUGUAUUGGACUCUUUUCAUAACUUUUUUAUUAUGGAAAGGAGUGAGCAGUCAAAGUGGAGCCCAGGUUCCUCCUGUUGGAAGUGAAUACAACGAUCGGGCUAAUGACGGCAGCUACAGAUUUGGAUUUCAAACUGGAGACCAAGGAGCACAUUACCAUGCAGCAGUUGCUUCGAGGGAAAAUCAGGUUGCUGGGAGGUUUGGCUCUAGAGAUCCUUCGACAGGAAAUGUCGUGGAAACAAAAUAUACCGCUGGGAGAAGAGGUUUCCGGGCACGAGGACCUAAUAUAGCCAGGAAGAUGGACCUCUCUCAAAACAAAGGCCCAUACAAUCCUCCGGUCAAUCCGAAUUCCCCGAAUUACAAUCCUACUUUGGACGGAUACCACGACCCGAAUGAAGACCCAAGCUAUAGUUUUGGGUUUAAAACGCCGACAUACGUCAGGAAAGAGAAUUCCGAUUCGCGAGGUCACGUAAACGGAGCAUAUUCGUUUAUUGACGAUGUUGGAGAAAGACACGAUGUGAGUUACGAAGCUGGGGCGAAACUUGGUUUUAAUGUUAAAACCCCUUUCCCAGAUUCAAAACCUUUUAGUGGACUUUUCUAUAGAGGUCCACCUUCCAAACCCGGUGGGAAAACGGUUAGAGGGAAAACGUCGAUUCAGCAAAGGGGAGAUGGGUCUUACCGGUUUGUUUCAGCUGGACCGGAUCAGAGGAGAACCGAAGCCAGCGAUUCACUGGGGAAUGUAAGGGGUUCGUACACUUACAUCGACGACAAGGGCCAACAGCGUACGGUACAAUAUAUUGCUGGGCCAAAUAUCGGUUACAGAAUUGUAAAUAAAGGCACAGGGCCUAAAUUCCCUCAGUUCAUCCCUCCUGCAGGGCCGUUCCCGAACUUUCCGAGCGUUUUAGAUCCACUGCGCCCAGAUUUUCCGCCAGGACCUAUAUUUACAGGAAGUGAUGACGAUUUGGUCAACGGAGGCGGCGGCGGAUCAAGUUCUUCCGGAGGAGGUGGUAUUGGAGGAGGUAGUUCUGGCGGAGGUAGCUUUGGCGUAGGCGGAUCUGGAGGAGGUGUAUUUGGCGGAGGUAGUUCUGGCGGAGGUAGCUUCGGCGGAGGCAGUUCUGGAGGAGGCGGUUCUGGCGGAAGUGGUUCUAGCGGCAGACCUUUUGGAGGAGGAAAUUCUGGAGUUGGCAGUAGUUCUGGGAGUGGGAGUGGAGGAGGAGGUGGUGGUAGUUUUGGUGAAGGAGGAAAUACUGGCCAAAGCAAUUCCGAUGGAGAUGUUUUUGGAGUAGGAGGUUCUGUACUUGGUGGGACCAAUGGAGGUUCUUCAGGAGGGCAUAAUGAAGGUAUAGAUCUGUUUGGUGGCGACGGAGUAUUCGGAAGUGGAAACGAGAACGGAAUCGAUGGAGGCAGUAGUUCGCAGCCUCCGGGUAGCAAUUCAUUUGGCUCAGGAAGUAGCACAUUUGGACCGGAUGGCAGUUUUGGAGGGUCAGGCAGUAGUACCUUCGGAUCAGGCGGAUCAGGGAGUACUACCAUAAAGCCAGGCAGUACAUUUACAUCCGGGACAACAUUCGGAUCUGGCAGCACUUCUGGGUCGAAUGAUAACAACUUUGUUGGGAACUCCGGGGUCGGAUCUUCAACAACGCAAUUUCCCAAUAGACCAAGUACAGGUGGUGGCUUAUCAGGACAAAGUUUUCCCGGAGGGCCGACAACAACAGCCAGCACUCCAUUUCAAGGAUACCCAAGUGGCAGACCACCUGCAGGUUCGCCUCAAUUUUCCAUUCCUGGUGAACAUCAAAACAACUGCUGCGGCGGCAAACGACCUUCCAGCACGACCUCUCGUCCGAGCACUCCGGGUCAGAUGUACUUUCCUUCGUACGUGUUCCCAGAGGAUGACCCUAAUCGGCCUAAGAGACCGCUGAUUCCUUUCGGCGAGGACUUCCUGGACAAGCCUUACUUUGCUCUUCCUCCAAAGAAACCUGGACAAUACAAACCUCUUCGAAACUGGCAAACGCCCGAAGGCGGUUCCACCAAGAGCGACAGCACUUAUCUAAGCUCAAACAGAAAUUAUUACGGCUUUCCCUCCGGGGUUGCAAUUAGAGCACAUGUGCAAUCUCUUGACAUUCGACCGUAUGGAUCUCGCAUUCCUUCUCCCGGCUUCGCUUUGGAACAUAAUAUAUCCAAUCACAAAAGAAAAUAAUCAAUUUUCAAUGUGAACGGUCAUGAAAUUUU